Messenger RNA from Cimex lectularius (bed bug), 2379 nucleotides. RefSeq names its product ATP-binding cassette sub-family G member 1-like. The record is from RefSeq and is a predicted model, not a curated record. Gene Ontology annotation, molecular function: ATP hydrolysis activity; ABC-type transporter activity; ATP binding. Gene Ontology annotation, cellular component: plasma membrane. The coding region runs from base 475 to 2355 and encodes 626 amino acids. The transcript has 12 exons. Lineage: Eukaryota; Metazoa; Arthropoda; Insecta; Hemiptera; Cimicidae.
UGUUGACGACUAUCGAAAAUAUUUUGUUAAAAUUGUAUCACGUCCUGUUCCGAGUCAACAAGGACUGGCGAACAGAAAACGGGCAUAAAAGCUGGCCUUGACCAGGCGAUCCAGUUGUUAUGUAACCGGCAUGAAAGUUCAACGUUCUCAGCGUCUUUCACCCGGUGACCCAAUGACGUUGAAUGAAUCGAAAAACACGUUCUCCAGAAAGAUUCCCCGGUCGUUUUCCACAAUUUCCACUGAAAAGUCAAUCGUACCGUUUGAAACGCUGGUCUUGUACCGGCCUAGUUCAAUGCGCAUGUUCUCAUGCGACACCGCGCUGGAGCUUUGAGCAGUUUCCGUUGCAUGUAGUGAGUGGGAUAACCUGGAUUUUUGGAUUUUGUUUCUCCUUAACUUGUUGGCGUACUGAAAGUGCGAAGGUGAUGCGAUUAGCGUGACAGUGACUGGCUCGUGACAAUUCUCUACAACGUGAAAAUGAGGGAGUUGGACGAUAAACGGGAUUUAUUGUCAAACGGUUUUAAUAUGGAGCAUUUCCCCCGGAGGCCUCCUGUCAACAUUGCUUUCAAGGAUUUGUCCUAUCAGGUCCUAGUCUGGAACAAAAUGAAACCAGGCAAAAAGAUCAUACUGCGGAAUUUAACCGGAGAAUUUCAAUCGGGCGAGCUGACGGCCAUUAUGGGGCCAUCCGGCGCUGGGAAAUCCACUCUACUCAACGUGCUCGCCGGCUUCGUCGUACGCGGCAGUUCCGGCGAAAUCCUGAUCAACGGCGUGGACAGGGGGAAAAUCGGAUUGGAAGAAUUCAAAAAGGUGUCCACUUACAUACAGCAGGACGACGUCGUCAGGCCGUUGCUGACCGUGCACGAAGCCAUGGCCAUUGCGACCCACCUCAAACUCGGCUGCAGCAUAACAAACUCGGACAAAAAUAACAAGAUCGCUGAACUGCUAAACAUGCUGGGUCUUAGCCAGGAUGCGGAAACCCUCGCUGGAAAGCUGUCCGGAGGUCAGAAAAAAAGGUUGUCUAUUGCGCUUGAGCUGAUAACAAAUCCUCCGGUUAUUUUUCUCGACGAACCCACAACCGGGUUGGACAGUUCGUCCACAUCGUCUUGCGUGAAGCUGAUGAGACAGCUGAGCCGUCAGGGGAGGACCAUCGUGUGCACGAUCCACCAGCCUUCGGCACUCCUUUUCGAACAGUUCAACCACGUUUACUGCAUGUCCGAAGGGGUGAACAUUUACCAGGGUAGCCCGGCGGCCAUGCUGACCUACAUGGCCAACUUCGGCUUGAUAUGCCCUCCGUACCACAACCCGGCAGAUUUCAUGAUAGAAGUGGCUUCCGGCGACUACCCGAGGGAUCUUGAACAGAUGGCGGAAACAUCCACCAGCUCGUUUCAGCAGUUGUCUCUGGUCGAGAGUGCAGAUAAAGUGAUCGACGGGGAGAAAGGCCUAGACAUUUAUAAACGGUCGAGCAAACGGGCCAAGGCAGACGGCUCGGAUUCGGACCUAGGUUCUGUCCGAUGCUUGCCCAAACCAGCCUCGGCAUGGCUUCAACUUUUUCACCUUUACAACCGAAAUAUAAUAGUGCUGAAGAGAGAUAUAAUGCACAUCGUACUCAGGUUUGUCGCUCACUUGUUUAUAUCCAUCGUGUUUGGAUAUUUGUACCAAGAAGUGGGCAACAACGCCGAAACAUUAUUGGCUAAUUUUAUUUUUGUUUAUGGUUCUAUUUUAUUUCUACACUACACCGGUCAGAUGACCGUCCUUUUGUCAUUUCCUUUAGAAUACAAGGUUCUAACUAGAGAACACUUUAACCGAUGGUACUCCUUGCCGUCGUAUUUCCUCGCGUUGCUCUUAGUCGAACUGCCCUUCCAGGCGGCCUGUGCAAUGCUGUAUCUAAUUCCCGGGUAUUGGCUGACAUCGCAGCCGCUGGAGUGGCCCAGGUUUGGCACCUACGUCAUGUUCAAUUUGGCGAUUUCUCUGACAGCCCAGGCUACUGGGUUUCUCGCUGGAGCUCUCCUUCCCAUCACGAUUGCUGUUUUUCUGGCGCCCGUAUUUUCUGUCUUCUUCUCGGUUUUUGGCUUCACAAGCAGGUACCAGGACAUUCCGACACCCCUCAGGCCGUUUUACAACAUAAGCUACUUCAGGUCGGCAUUGCAGGGCUCGUUCCUCUCCCUGUACGGCAACGGCCGGGACGAGCUGCCGUGCUACGAGAUCUAUUGCCAUUACAAAAAGCCACAGAUCUUUCUCAAAGACAUGGGCUUUUCGGAUUUCCAGACAGGCCCGGAAAUAUGCUAUAUCAUUUUCAUCGGAUUGCUCUCUUACGCGCUGACAGUCCUCUCUAUUUGGUUCAAACUGAACAAACGGUAAUUUAAAAAAAAAAAAAAAACCUCC